CAAAAGAACACAAGAGUCAUAACCUUCAGCAAGCUCUCCUUCAUAUUUUGAGAUGUCUAGUUCCAUGCAAGAUGGCAAAGAAAGCUGCAAGGGGCUCUCCAUGCUUAGGCAUUUUACUAGAAAGCUACAAAGAGUGUUGCCAAUCUUACCAUCUACAAGAUCUGAGCAAAAUGGUGUCCACUUUGAUGAAGAUUUAGAGGCAGCAACUAAAAUGGUUCCAAAUGAUGUAAAGGAAGGACAUUUUGCAGUAGUUGCUGUGAACGGUGGAAAUCCUAAGAGGUUUAUCCUGGACCUGAGCUUUCUGGCAAAUCCAGCAUUCUUGAGUUUACUAGAGCAGGCUGAAGAGGAAUAUGGUUUCCAACAAAAGGGACCUCUUGCGGUCCCUUGUCAUCCUGAGGAGCUACAGAAGAUUUUAGAAGAAAGUUGAAAGAAUGUUGCUAGUUUUCGAGGUAGCUUCUUUGUUCAUGGCAAUGUUCCAAAAAGCUUCUAGGUUCACUAGUUUAUUCUUUCUCUGUAACUAGUUCUCUUCUUUUACUAUCUAAGCAUUAAUUACUGAUUAGAUAAUGACAAGCAAUAAAAUUGAAAAGCAUCA
This is a messenger RNA of Rubroshorea leprosula, 592 nucleotides long. NCBI's taxonomy places the organism in Eukaryota, Viridiplantae, Streptophyta, Magnoliopsida, Malvales, Dipterocarpaceae. The record is from the annotation of a GenBank genome assembly.